Molecule: messenger RNA, 8612 nt
Organism: Sorex araneus (European shrew)
Lineage: Eukaryota; Metazoa; Chordata; Mammalia; Eulipotyphla; Soricidae
Gene: KCNA1
Product: potassium voltage-gated channel subfamily A member 1
Exons: 2
Coding region: 1550-3037 (495 amino acids)
Biological process (GO): protein homooligomerization; potassium ion transmembrane transport
Cellular component (GO): dendrite; synapse; voltage-gated potassium channel complex
Molecular function (GO): delayed rectifier potassium channel activity; protein binding
Source: RefSeq, a predicted model, not a curated record
AACCGUUGCGAGGACUUUUGCCAGGAGCACCCGCGCCUGCAUUGCGUCGGACCUGACCAUUUGCAAUGUGAAAUUCCCAGGGAAGGUCGCGGCCCGGGGCCCGCGCGUGUGCGGCUCUGCGCAGCGCGAGGAAAAUAGAAUUGGUGGUCGGCUGUGCUGGCAGGAGAAGGGGGGGGUGAAGAAAAAAAAAAGCUGCGCUGGCAGGGGUGGGAACUGAAUGACAACCCCCCUCUGCCAAACCACCCCCUCAUAUUUUCCAUCUACCUCCUCGCUCCUGCCCUCCCCCGCCCUCCCCAACCCACGCCCGGGUGGGCCAAUCGCGGCUCCGCAUUCCGGGCGCUUUCUCAGGUUUCUGCUGAUCUUGCAGCGCCCAGAAAUGGACCGAGCGGACCCGCCGCCGCACGCACCCCGGGCCGCUCGGAGCUGCUGAGCGGCUCCCUCGCGCGCCGCCGAGCUCCGGCGAGGUCCGAGGCGCGGGCGCGGGCAGCGCGGAGACCCCCGGGAGCCAUGUAGAUCCCAGGGCUUGGCGCUCGCCCGCCUCCUCCGGGAUCGAAUCAGGGGCUCCCAUCGUGCUAGGAGGGGGCGAGAGUGCUGUUUAUCGUCAUUUGCCUCCGAGCUGCGGGAGAGGGUGGCAUUUUGCUUGCCGCCCCGCAUCCCCCCGGAACUCCCCGCACCCGAGAUCAGAGAGGAGGAAACCGGCGUCUCCAGGUUACCGGCGGCGGCGGCGGGUGAGGAUGUUCGCCGGAGCGGGCCCGUGACAGCGACCGCCCGGCUCCGAGGGGCGGAGGGCGAGGGGGCGAGGGCGGCCACUUGGCCCGGGCGCUCUCGGAUGCUCCCGCCGCUGCUGCGGCGGCGGCCGCGGCUCCCGCCCGGGGACUGCAAAGACGACCUACCGCAUUCCGACUCCGGCCCUCGGCCGACUCAGCACCGCCCCUGCGCCAAGCCGGCCGGCCAGCGUCCAUCGAUCGCCCUGGUGGGAGCUUAGAAGGCGGCAGGCGAAGAGGGGUAGGAGGGGAGGGGAGGGGAGGGCAGGGGAGGGGACGGAGCCCGGGAGCAGCAGAGCGGGUGGCAGGCGAGGGGGAGUAGGGGGGUUCUGCUGAGCUGGUUCUGCACCGGGUCCUAGCCGGGCUUGGGAAGGGCCAAGGAGACUCCCCAGGACAUGGCCCUGUCCGCCAGCACGGCACUGCGUUAAGGCACCUUGGAGCCGGAGCCGGAAGGUGGGGGAGGGAAAGAAUCCACCAGAACCCUCCCCUCCUCUCCCCUAGAUUUGAAAAAGAAAAAAAAAAGCUGCACCCCGGGCCACAGGCCAGGGGCGGUCCCCACCGAGCCCCGGGCGAGCCUGGAGGGGAAGGUCCCCCUGAGCCUCCGAGGCACGCACCUCUGCACGCGCUCGCCUCGAAGCCCCUCCCCGCCCUGAGCGUGGGGGGGAGCCGCGCUCUCCGGUGGGGGGGCGCCGGGGUCCCCCCCACCCCCCUCUCCUAGCUCCCUCCCUCCCCACCACCACCUCCCGGGCCUCUCCUCCCUGCCCCCUCCGGGGGAGGCCGCCACCAUGACGGUGAUGUCCGGGGACAACGUGGACGAGGCUUCGGCCGCGCCGGGCCACCCGGCCGAGGGCAGCUACCCGCGGGCGGCCGAGCACGACGACCACGAGUGCUGCGAGCGCGUGGUGAUCAACAUCUCGGGGCUGCGCUUCGAGACGCAGCUGAAGACCCUGGCGCAGUUCCCCAACACGCUGCUGGGCAACCCCAAGAAGCGCAUGCGCUACUUCGACCCGCUGCGCAACGAGUACUUCUUCGACCGCAACCGGCCCAGCUUCGACGCCAUCCUCUACUACUACCAGUCCGGGGGCCGGCUGCGGCGGCCCGUCAACGUGCCGCUGGACAUGUUCUCCGAGGAGAUCAAGUUCUACGAGCUGGGGGAGGAGGCCAUGGAGAAGUUCCGCGAGGAUGAGGGCUUCAUCAAGGAGGAGGAGCGGCCCCUGCCCGAGAAGGAGUACCAGCGCCAGGUGUGGCUGCUCUUCGAGUACCCCGAGAGCUCGGGCCCCGCGCGCGUCAUCGCCAUCGUCUCGGUCAUGGUCAUCCUCAUCUCCAUCGUCAUCUUCUGCCUGGAGACGCUGCCCGAGCUGAAGGACGACAAGGACUUCACGGGCACCGUGCACAGGAUCGACAACACCACGGUCAUCUACACGUCCAACAUCUUCACGGACCCCUUCUUCAUCGUGGAGACGCUGUGCAUCAUCUGGUUCUCCUUCGAGCUGGUCGUGCGCUUCUUCGCCUGCCCCAGCAAGACGGACUUCUUCAAGAACAUCAUGAACUUCAUCGACAUCGUGGCCAUCAUCCCCUACUUUAUCACGCUAGGCACCGAGAUAGCCGAGCAGGAAGGGAACCAGAAAGGCGAGCAGGCCACCUCGCUGGCCAUCCUCAGGGUCAUCCGUUUGGUUAGGGUGUUUAGGAUCUUCAAACUCUCCCGCCACUCCAAGGGCCUCCAGAUCCUGGGCCAGACCCUCAAGGCUAGCAUGCGAGAGUUAGGGCUGCUCAUCUUUUUCCUCUUUAUCGGGGUCAUACUGUUCUCUAGCGCAGUGUACUUUGCCGAGGCGGAAGAAGCUGAGUCGCACUUCUCCAGUAUCCCCGAUGCUUUCUGGUGGGCGGUGGUGUCUAUGACCACUGUAGGAUACGGUGACAUGUACCCUGUGACAAUUGGAGGCAAGAUCGUGGGCUCCUUGUGUGCCAUCGCUGGUGUGCUGACAAUUGCCCUGCCCGUACCUGUCAUUGUGUCCAAUUUCAACUAUUUCUACCACCGAGAAACUGAGGGGGAAGAGCAGGCUCAGCUGCUCCACGUUAGCACCCCUAAUUUAGCCUCUGACAGUGACCUCAGUCGGCGCAGUUCCUCCACCAUCAGCAAGUCUGAGUACAUGGAGAUCGAAGAGGAUAUGAAUAAUAGCAUAGGCCAUUAUAGACAGGCCAAUAUCAGAACUGGCAAUUGUACCACAGCUAACCAAAACUGUGUUAAUAAGAGCAAGCUCCUGACCGAUGUUUAAAAAUGCAGACAAACUUAACAACAACAACAAAAACAAAAAAAACAAGCUCCCCCCCUACACACUUAGCAGCUUGAAAGACUUAGAAAAACCAAUAACACCCCUCUCCCCCUCCCCACCCCCAGUGACCCUAGUCACAGGUUGUAAAUACUUUACUUUAUAUAAAUAGUCUUCGAAUGCUCCAUUAAACUGUCAAUGCAUUGUUGCAUUGCAGAAUUUGGGGGGGGGUUGUUGGCAAAACGGAAGCUUUUGAGAUCCGUGAGAACAAAACCAAACUCUUUUCAUUUUAUUAAAAAAAAUGGGGAAAGAAAGUGUAUUUUCUAAAAAAAAAAAAAAACCCGAUGAAGAAAUUUAGUCUGUAAGCUAGUCUAGGUCAAAACAAUUCCUCUGCUUCUCUCCUACUGAAACCUUUUUGAGUUCCUGAGUCUUCUUUACCUUUUUUUUUUCCCCUUUUAACUAAAAUAAGUGAAUAAAUAAAUAAAUAAAUAAAGACCCAAACAGAACCAGGUGAUCCUUUAGCUAUAUAAAAUUAAAAUUUGCAUGGGACUCCAAUAUAAAAAAUCUCUACAAACUGCACAGCACACUUAAGACAGGGCAUUGGAUGUAUUCUCUGCUAGAUGGCAUGCCAGCCGAAACAGGCAGCAAACGAAUGUUUUUAUUUUGAUCAACCAAACUGCAGAUCCCAAGGUAAAAAUUCAAAAGCCCAUCAUAUAGGUUCACCAAGCACCUUAUCAACCCGAUGCAGGUCUGUUAGACCCAUAGGAAUUCUCUCUGUCCCUUUCCCCCGUGAUUCCCAACUAUUCUGCAAGGAAAAAGAUUUCAAUCGAGAAUGAGACCAAUCGAUUUAUCUGCAGUGCUGCUCAAUUUCUCAGUUGCAGAUGAGCCAAACAGGUUUUUUUUUCUUACUAGUCCUUCACCCUUGACCUCCAGAGCUGGAUAUCAAACUUUAGCCUCCUGUUGCAAGAGAGCACAAACGGAGUUUGAUGUAAGCAUGUUUGAAUCUGAUACUCUUCUUUUUUGUUUGUUUUUAAUUGCAUGCUGAGAUGUUAACUCAGACGAAUAGGGGAUAAGCUUACUUUGAAAUUGAACCUUCUAAAAAUAGACCCUUUUUCAUUUGCAUUCACCAAAAGUGCACUCCCUCAUUUAUUAACGAUUUUAUUAGUAAAUAAAGUACUGUAUUUAAGUGCAUAUGUUAGUCAGAGGGGAACAAUAAUUUUUCUGGAGCUCCGAGCAUGUUCUCUUAUUCAGCAUUAUGGCCUAUUUGAUUAAGGUGUACCUUGAAUUAAUUAAUGCAUGAUUUUAAUUUAAGAAAAUGGAAAAAUAAUAAAAAUCUACAAGUCUGUGGGAUGAAGAGCCCCAAAGAAAUAAUGGGGGGUGGGGGUGGGGGGACAAUUUUCCUGCCUUUGCUCAGGAAAGGUUUCUGUGUAGGUGUGGAAAGAGAGAGAGGACCAAUGCCCAUUCCUUCAAGGGAAGCUAUGUAGGAAACUAAAUAAGUCAUCAAGGUAUAUAUAGUAACACCUAAGAACAAGUAUUCUUUUUAGAUGAAGAUAAAUACACACACACACACAAACACAAAAAGGUGCAAUAUUGCAUGUUUUUUGGUGCAUUCUUAGGAUGUAAAUGAACAUGUUAUCUAUUGUAUGCAUCCAAAGCAGAGCUGAUUUCUUUUGCAGUCAUGAUCUGAGGUCUGUAGAGACCUCACCCCGCCCCUUUGAGGCUCCCCCCCCCAAGAAAACUCAACCAGUUGAUUCAAUAGUUGCUUAGUGCCUUUACCCUGUACCCAGAGUGAGCUGCAGGAAGUGCCUCACUCACAUCCAUUGAGAAGUUAGUUAGCAAAAAAAAAAAAAAAAGAAGAAGGGUUGGGGCGCAGAUAUUUUUGCUUUUGUUUUUCUCCACCCGUGCUGUCUUGCCUCACCACUGUGAGAGAGAGGACCACCCCCUCCCGAAGCCCGGAGGGGUGGAGACAUUCAGGAGGAUGGACCCUGCUGCCCAGUCCCUGGACUUUAAUCUGUUUGAGAGCCCAAGGAGGGAAUGUUGACUGGACCUUGAGACCCGCUUUCCAAAUGAACGUGGACUACAGAUCUGUUUUUCAAGCCCAUCUCUUCUCCAGCAGAAGUUCAGAUAAACUUUUUUGAGAACUUGGUACCCUCUGGACAUGCCAUUCUCAGAUCCCGCCAAGUGCUUCCAGUGUGGACCCCGGUCUUGUCUGUGAGUCUUCACACACACACACACACACACACACACACACACCAGGAAGGUGAUGAUCUUUCCAGCCCUCGAUAUGCAGGGUGCUCGACUCACAGUAACCUUGCUGAGAUUUGCCUGCCCUUUGUCUGCCAUGCCUCCUGAUGGUUCCGGACCUGCCCACCUUGCUGUCCCUGGUCGGGCUGAGAACCUAACUUCUGUGGCUCCUUGGGGCUGCUCUACUUGUACCUAACCCAGAGAAAGGGGAUGAUCCUGUGCCUAGUUGAAAGUACUACAUAACACAGGGCUCUGCAGCCCAUAGCUGUCCCCCAAAUGGAGAAGCACUCAUAGUCUUUUUGAAGGACACCAUGGUAGUGGGGACCUUUACUCUGCACUUAGCAUGUGGCCACCUGCUCUUCAUCACCUUACGUCUCUUCCCAGUUCCUGGGCAUCUGUUCCUUCCGUUCUGUCUCCCACCCUACUUGCAACAAGGCAGUAAGCCCAGACACCAAGCCUGGCUGGCUCUGUUGAAAGAAAGAACAUGGAUGUUGUAUUUUCCUUCUGGGAGUCUAUCACAUGAGCAUCUACACACAUCCUGGAAGAUGAGGGGCCAAGGACCACACAGUGUCUGACUACAGGAUAUGAAACCCUCUCCUGCUUCCUUCUCAUUUGAACCUUGGCUCAUCCUGGCUGUUUCUCUUCUAUCUGCUUAAAAGUCUCCAGUUGGGGCAAAAACACCACCCCCCUCAGACCUUUCUCCCCGACCCCACCCCCAUCUCCAGGGAUAUCUUGAUCUUUUAUUUAGUUGAGAUCUUGGACACAUCGAACUUGAAACACUGCAUCUGUCAACAGCAAUAAUCCACGAAGUACUGUGGGAUACAUGGGUCAGAUGGGACCAAGACUGUUAAGACUGACUUUGGCUAUCUGGUAUACCUCUCAGCGUUUUCUGCGGGACUGGCUUGAUUUCUCCUGCAUGUAUUCUAGGAAAAGGGGCUGCAUGCAAGGAACCUGCCAGCCAGGGCUGGGGGCUGAGUUGUUGUUAUGAAUUUGGGAUUUGGGUGGUUUGAGGAAAAUGAAUGCUGCUUAUCCAUCUGACGCUCAUUGCAACCAAGUCAGUAAGAAUGGAGUACAGGGAUUCGCUGUAGCAUAGGCAUGCAAAGUUUGUCAAAGCGCUUACCCCCUUGCACUGUAAUGUGCUGAAAUGUUUUUGUAGACCUGAAGGUGCACUUACCAAAACUGCCUAUUAAGGAAUGACUAUCUUUUCGUUUACUUCCUUCUGUUUCUUUUAUUGGGCUUUUUACCUUUUUCACCCCCUUCCCUGGACUUGAGUUUUAUAAUGCCUCAUGGCCUGACUAUGUGUUUUCUCCAGAUGGAGAAGACUUCUGACCUGCUGAUAGCCAUAACUCAGCUCUUCCAGUGUGUCGGGACCCUAGUUCAAUAGGGUGGCAGUGGAAGAGAUGGGUCCCCCCAGGGCUGUUAGCCAUCCCAGAAUCUCUGAAGUGGUUAACUCACCUCAAGUGAUCUGAAUUAGAGAGACCAAAGACAUUCAUUUCCUCUGUCCUCAGAUUUCUAGAAGACAGACUGUAGCCAGGAAAGGUUUUGUUUUUGCAUCUUCUCUUCCCCAUAUGUGCACAGCCCUUCGCUCCCCUGAGAGUCGAGUUUUUAAUUAUCUGUUACCGCAAUUCACCGGGAGCAUGACAGUGAGUUAGCCCAGCCAAAGCAUCAAAUAGAUAAGGAGCAAAUUACCCUCCUGGAAUAUGACUGGUGGACAGUCAUUUCUCCCCAAGGAAAUUAGGUGUAGAAAUUAUGGAAAUUAGAAACUCUGUGUAGCUUCCAAACACAGGUGACCGUCUCAAGCUUGGCUCCCUGGAGAUUGAGAAGAAUACAUGUAAAUGGUCAGGGAAGAAUAGAUUUCUUUAAGCAGAAAAUUGGUUUGGUCCAUGAAGAGCCUCCUUUUUGUGUGUAUACGUAUUGAUUUUUCAAAACUAUUCUGAAGAAUAAAGAAAGUCGUUUCUGAACCCUCCCAUUUAAUACAGGGAACUUUAAAAUAUAGGCCUUUAAAAAUAAUCUUACAAUCGAGUUGCUUGUUUGGUAGAUUGGUUUGAACAUUAGCAGAAGGCAAUUCCCCAUUUUCUUCCAGGAAUGACUUAUUCCUGGGAGUGGUGAGAAUUGGUGGGUGGAAACCAUCCAUAGCAUAAACUUGUUAGAAAGACUCUAACCUGCCAAACAUUCAUUUUAUUUCCUACUUUUCACAACCACCCCCCCACCCCAAGACAGAAUGAGAUCUUUUGAUAUUUGUUUCCAGAAGAAAAAAUAAGUAAGCUCAAAGUUUUAAAACCAGACACAACCCAAGUUGAUUCUAAUCUCAGGAGGUGGCCCCUUAUCCACCAUGUGGUGUAUUAAUACUUAUGUUUAUAUCCUGGAAUUUCAGGGUAUAGGUGGACAUGUCCAGCAUGACUCAGGUAAACCUUAGAAGAAUGUACAUUACUUAGCAUUUUUGUAAAGAAGCAAAGAGGAGCUGCAUUGUUAGCUAAAACUGUCCCCUUCCCUUAGGUCACUGUGUGAACUCAUUCAGGGUAUGGGUGUCAGGUUUAGAAGUUCUAAUCAAAUGCCAGUUCUGCUAGGCAAAAAAAUAAACAAAUUAAUUCAAUGACCAGGAGGUUUCCUAGGGAAGCCCAGGGUCGAGGUAAGGGGUCUUAGAGUCCCUGCUGACUCUAGGACUCUUAGCUUUAAGAAGAUUAGCUCUCAUUAUAGUGGUUUCCAUUUAGGAGCUUUAUAGGAGCUUCUUCUUCUUCUUCUUCUUUUUUUUUUAACUGAUGUGAGAUGUCCCAGAGUAUAAAAAAGUUUUAUAGCAUAAUCAAAGAAGAAGAAAAGGUGUUAGAAAAGGAAGCCAAACCAAAUACAAACUUUCUUGCAAAAACACUCCAGAGUUCAAGUUGUUUUCUCUCCAAAACUUGUACAAGCACCCUUCUUCUUUUUUUAGUGCACUGUCUGGGAACCCUUUAGUGACGGACUUAAGGAGACAGCACAGACUCAAUAAGACAUACCUCUACUAGGGAUAAUCCAGUAUUACCAAGGGUUAAAACACCAAAAUUGAGUAAGUAUUGAUUUAAAGUGCACCAUCAGGACAACAAACCAUUGAAGCUGAAAAAGCACUAUUUUCUUUCUUGAGUUUGCCAGUUGCUUCCACCCUGAGUUAAGGAUGCGUACCCUUGUCACCCACGGGCAUUUCUCUGCCCUAACUGUUGAACUUGUCAGGUUGAGGACAUUGAAUGUUCAGAAUUGAGAACCUAAUUGAAGAGCAUAGUUUUCAUCUAUGCAAUUUUACUUGCUUCUGUCACUUUAUGAUCUGUUCAUACUUGGCAUCAAUUAAAGAUAAUUUUUAAGGAUCUUA